Cokeromyces recurvatus is the source of this 477-nucleotide messenger RNA. RefSeq lists its product as uncharacterized. The transcript has a single exon. The record is from RefSeq and is a predicted model, not a curated record. Gene Ontology annotation, biological process: phosphatidylinositol phosphate biosynthetic process; inositol phosphate biosynthetic process. Gene Ontology annotation, cellular component: nucleus; cytoplasm. Gene Ontology annotation, molecular function: inositol hexakisphosphate kinase activity. NCBI's taxonomy places the organism in Eukaryota, Fungi, Mucoromycota, Mucoromycetes, Mucorales, Mucoraceae. The annotation marks the transcript as partial.
UUAUUACCACUAAAACAUAAAGCAGGUGGCCAUGUAGCCAUGUUUCGCAUAUCCCAUGGCGGGCCCUUGUGUAAAGCAAUCAAAACUAAUGAACACGCCUUUUAUCUUGAUUUACUCUCUAAUCCGUCGGUUGUCUCUUAUUUACCGCGCUAUAUGGGUAUUAUUUAUGUAGCUUUUGAUAGUCAACAACAGCCUUAUAUUGCUUUAGAACGUGAUCGACAACGACUAUGCCAAUUCCAACAUCAUUUACCAGCAAGUCCAGGGGAUUCAUUAUUACCACCUUCACCCGAUCUGACGCCGUUUAUGGUGAUGGAAGACGUCACGGCUGGUCUCAAACGACCUUGUAUUUUGGAUCUAAAAAUGGGAACAAGACAACAUGGUGUUUAUGUGACGCCUGAAAAGAUGAAAAGUCAACAAUACAAGUGUUAUCAUUCGACAAGUGGGCAAUUAGGUGUACGCGUCUGUGGCAUGCAGAUC